Molecule: messenger RNA, 640 nt
Organism: Prorocentrum cordatum
Lineage: Eukaryota; Dinophyceae; Prorocentrales; Prorocentraceae
Source: the annotation of a GenBank genome assembly
CGCCGACGGCAACGACGUCUUCCUGCACAUAAAGUCCUGCACCGACGGCGGCGUGCCGCAGAAGGGCGACAUCGUGGCGUACGAUACGGAGCCCAGCCAGACGAAGCCGGGCCAGCUGUCGGCGACAAACGUCACGGGAGGCACGGGCACCGCCGGCGGGAGGAAAGCGGGCACGGGCGCGCACCACGGGACGUGCAAGUCCUUCAGCGUCAAGUCGGGAUUCGGGUUCAUCAACGGCGAGGACGGCACUGACGUUUUCCUGCACGCGAGGCAGGUCGUGGACGGCAGCAUACCGCAGCAGGGAGACACGCUGCAGUUUGACCUUGAGCCCAGCCCUUCGAAGCCGGGCCAGAUGCAGGCCAAAAACGUGACCGGGGGCACAGGCUGGGGCGCCUUCGGCAAGGGCGGCGGCUGGGGCAAGGGCGGCAAGGGCGGCCCGUAUGAUGGGUGGGGAGCGGCCGCGAUGAUGUCCAUGAUGAAGGGCUGGGGCGGCGGCGGCUGGGGCGGCGGCAAGGGCAAGGGCGGCGGCGGCUGGGGCAAGGGCUGGUAGAGCAGCCGCCCUCCGCCCCGGCGGGGGCGCCGCGCGCGCCGCACCCCCGCCGCUCGACGCGCCGGACACUCGCCGGCCGCCGGCGCGGCG